Molecule: messenger RNA, 603 nt
Organism: Penicillium bovifimosum
Lineage: Eukaryota; Fungi; Ascomycota; Eurotiomycetes; Eurotiales; Aspergillaceae
Product: carboxymuconolactone decarboxylase family protein
Exons: 2
Coding region: 1-603 (200 amino acids)
Molecular function (GO): peroxiredoxin activity
Source: RefSeq, a predicted model, not a curated record
AUGCUGAAUCUCCGAGGACCGGGAAAAUCCUUGCAUAUAAUCCACCAUGCGUCUCCCAUACAUAGCAGACCCCCGCCGACCAGCACACCGGACGAAGCCCGAAUCCUCGCCAGUGUCCAAGCACGCCGAGCCCCGAACCCACUUCUCCCCCUCGACCUUACUCUCCUCCACUCAUAUCCCGUAACCGAAGGAUGGAACUCAUUUAUCGGUGCAAUUCGCACGAGAACGACCCUCUCGACCGUUGUUCGCGAAUUAGCAAUCUGCCGCGUUGCGGUUGUCAAUGGCGCCCUGUUCGAGUGGGAACAGCAUGCACCUCUGCUGCAAGCGGGUGGGUUAAGCCAGGAGGCAUUGAAGUUUGUUGGGGAUGCUCAGGCGGACUUCUCUGGGGAGAAUGCGUGUUCAGUCUUGAGUGCUGAGCAGCGGGCUGUGCUGAAGUAUACCGAUGCGAUGACCAAGACUGUCACGGUGCCUGACGACGUCUUUGCGGAGUUGAAGGGCUUCUUUGAUGAGCGGGAGGUUGUGGAAAUUACCGCCACUGUUGCUGCUUAUAAUUGUGUUAGUCGGUUUUUGGUGGCUUUGGAUGUUGGGGAGAAGAAUCACUGA